This is a messenger RNA of Drosophila rhopaloa, 1393 nucleotides long. RefSeq names its product probable FAD synthase (gene Flad1). The transcript has 3 exons. The coding region runs from base 316 to 1179 and encodes 287 amino acids. The record is from RefSeq and is a predicted model, not a curated record. Gene Ontology annotation, biological process: FAD biosynthetic process. NCBI's taxonomy places the organism in Eukaryota, Metazoa, Arthropoda, Insecta, Diptera, Drosophilidae. Gene Ontology annotation, molecular function: FMN adenylyltransferase activity.
UUCCGAUAGUCCGCGAAGCUUCGAGAAUUUGUUUUUGCGUUCGCUGUUGUUGUUGUUCAGCUUGCUUCGAUGCUAAAAGGCGAAAAAAAGAAAGAAAUCCACUGGCAUGGAAUAACAAUUAACUGAAUAAAAUAAUUGCAUUAUCGUCGCUGCGGAAAAAUAGUUAAAUGUGCCAGUAAUUGUCAACGCAACUGAGAAUAUAUGCGCUGUUGGUUUUAAUUGCGGUUUUCUCAUCGUCGACAGCUUGUGACGUCAUCUAUCUUCUUGGCCAGGGCUCGGCCACGCCCCCUGCUUUCGCCCCGCAUUCAGAGCACCAUGAACCAAUGUCGCCAAACCACAAAAACAACCACGAUAGUAUCCACAGCAACAGAGACCAAAAAGCAUUUGUUUUUGCAAAAAAGAAGCAUGUCGGAGCGUCCAGAGGAUCCUCAGGAUCCGGUGAGUUUUCAGACUCAAGAUUCGCCAGUUUCCCGGGAAAUAUCCCAGGAGGAACGCCUGGCAAUCGAAGAAAGACAACGGAAGGCCUUCGCCUUCUUCACAGAAACCCUGCAAAUCUACGGCGUGGAGGAGCUAAUCUUCUGCUUCAACGGCGGCAAGGACUGCACCGUCCUCCUGGAUCUCCUUAUGCGUUACCUCCGCCAGGAGAACAUCUCCAGCGGUGACAUUCCCAUGUUGUACAUCAAAUCCGGCGAUUCCUUCACGGAAAUCGACGAUUUUGUGGAGCGCUGCGUUCGCAAUUAUCGCGUUGAGCUGGUGGAAUACGAGGGAUCUCUCAAGGAGGCACUUACCCACAUGGCGGCGGACAUGCCGCGCAUCAAAGCCGUCUUCGUGGGCAGCCGGAACACGGAUCCCUACUGCCAGCACUUGGCGCCCAUGCAGCCUACGGACAACGACUGGCCGCCGAUGAUGCGCCUGAACCCUUUGCUGGAAUGGAGCUACCACGACGUUUGGCACUACAUCCACAUGAACUCGGUGCCUUACUGCAGUCUGUACGAUCGGGGAUAUACCUCAGUCGGUAAUCGUUCAAAUACAAUUCCCAAUCCGCACCUCAGAAACCCCGAUUCCCAGUGCGACUGUGAUUCCGUUCCCGCCUGCUCCUGCGGUCCGAGUCGAUAUAGACCCGCCUGGGAGCUGGAGGAUCCCGCCCUGGAACGUGCUGGUCGCCUGCCCAGAAAGUAGGGCCAAUGGGCCUUGGAUCCCAAAAAAAAUCGCAGUGCCUGUUGCGUGGCUGUAGUGCAAUUAAAUAGCUUAAACUUUAAUUAGUCACACAUUAUAUAUAGGUAUAUUUGCUUGUGAUUUGGAUUUCGGUAUACAAACUUAAUCUAAUGUUUUUUACGAUCUAAGCUAGGCUGCUAAAUAAAUGUGGGCUCUGUCAUCGAGCCACUUAAGCAGG